AUGAUGCAUUACGAGGGUCUGAAUUUUAAGGAGGACUGGAAGCUUCUAACUAUUCUUAUAGGCAUGAAUGACAUCUGUGGUUACUGCGGAGAUAAGGCUCAUUUUUCAGCAAAUAACUACAUUGACCGUAUAACCCACUCACUGGACAUGCUUAUGGACAAGGUUCCUCGGAUGAUCGUCAACAUGGUCCAGAUUAUGCCCUUGCAACUUCUGAGGGAGAUGAGGAAGCCCUUUACACAGUGCCCCCUCCUGCGCUUUACAUGCCAAUGCAUGACUACUACUAAGUCCGACUCCCCAGAACUGUAUGAGUUGGUGGAGGUCAAUCUGGAGUACCAGAAAAGACUCGAGGAGGUCCUGAGCAGUGGUCGUUUCUUCAAGAAGGACUUUGCCGUCGUUCUCCAGCCUUUUCUGAUGCACACAAGCGUUCCACGUAAACCGAAUGGGAAAGUUGAUUUGACCUACUUCAGUCUCGACUGUUUCCACCUCUCUGUGAAGGGUCACGAGGAGCUGGCUAAAGGACUGUGGAACAACAUGUUUGAACCAGUGGGACAAAAGACAACCGUGAGAAGUUAUCCCACCCGUCUCCGCUGUCCACCUGCAGAACACCCGUAUAUCUACACUCGCCCACAAUAAAAAGCCUGAAAAAACAUAUUACUGAGUACAAGGAAGACCCACCUGGUUGUAGUCAGGUCUACACCUCCACCUUCUCCUGGCAGCCUCCAUCUUCCUGUUCUUUUUCCACGAUUGUCUGUCAUUUAUUUAGUUAGCUUCUGAUUGAUGCUUUCACUAGACAUUACUAACCAAUCAAGA
Austrofundulus limnaeus is the source of this 810-nucleotide messenger RNA. RefSeq names its product phospholipase B1, membrane-associated. Gene Ontology annotation, molecular function: A2-type glycerophospholipase activity; phosphatidylcholine lysophospholipase A1 activity; retinyl-palmitate esterase activity. Gene Ontology annotation, biological process: phospholipid metabolic process. The transcript has 10 exons. Gene Ontology annotation, cellular component: brush border membrane. Lineage: Eukaryota; Metazoa; Chordata; Actinopteri; Cyprinodontiformes; Rivulidae. The coding region runs from base 1 to 633 and encodes 210 amino acids. The record is from RefSeq and is a predicted model, not a curated record.